This is a messenger RNA of Lodderomyces margitis, 2313 nucleotides long. RefSeq names its product exosome nuclease subunit (gene RRP6). Lineage: Eukaryota; Fungi; Ascomycota; Pichiomycetes; Serinales; Debaryomycetaceae. The coding region runs from base 1 to 2313 and encodes 770 amino acids. The transcript has a single exon. Gene Ontology annotation, molecular function: nucleotide binding; 3'-5'-RNA exonuclease activity; nucleic acid binding. Gene Ontology annotation, cellular component: nucleolus; nuclear exosome (RNase complex). The record is from RefSeq and is a predicted model, not a curated record. Gene Ontology annotation, biological process: nuclear polyadenylation-dependent snRNA catabolic process; nuclear polyadenylation-dependent snoRNA catabolic process; nuclear polyadenylation-dependent antisense transcript catabolic process.
AUGCUGACAGACGAACAAGACAUAUUCAAAGAUGUUCUACCAAAACUAAUGGGAACCAUCCGUGCAGCGACUGCAUUGGCUGCACAAGAUGUAAACUUUUACAAGUCGGUUGAUUCCAACACUAGCCAAGAGAUUGAUAAGCGAGGGAAGAAUCUCUUGACCGUUACGAAUGACUUAUUGAGAACUGCUUCGUCCCAAACGAACCCCGUAGAUCCAAUAAUUUUUGGCCAGGAAAACAUAUCAAGCGAGUCGUCGUGGAACCCUGUCAGCAACGUGAUUGAUUCAAUAUUUGAAAAGAUUGAUUACACAUUUGACCUGAUUAACAAGAAGCAAACUGGUGGAGAACAAAAGCAAUACUUGGAAGAUGGAAACAGUCUGAUACCAAGUGGUCAAGCUCAGAGAAUUGAGAAGCCGCAGUUGAAGUUUAAAAUACCAGUGGAUAAUUCUGAACAAGAACCGUUCAAGCCAAAAAUCACAAUUAAGCCAAAUGCUUUGCAACCCUUGGAAGCAGUGAACAAACUCACGAACCCGGCACCUAUUUAUGAAGAUUCAAUAGAAGUGGUUGAUCCUCCUUACUACGUGCAUCCAUAUGAGUAUGAAAUUGAUACCCAACCCUACCCUGAAUCCAUUUUGCAAAAGUCAGAGCCAAUUUUGCCCCAGGAUUGGAGUAGCACCAGUGCAAUAUGGAUUGACACAAAAGAAAGUCUAAAUGAAAUGAUUGAGGAAUUGCUGCUGCUGUCGGAGAUAGCAGUUGAUUUAGAACAUCAUGACUACAGGUCUUAUUAUGGUAUUGUAUGCUUAAUGCAAAUCUCAAACCGUGACAAAGAUUGGAUUAUAGACACUUUAGUUUUGAGAGAUGACCUAUCGGUGUUGAACAAGAUUUUCACCGAUCCGAAGAUUGUCAAAGUGCUUCAUGGUGCAUUUAUGGACAUAAUAUGGUUGCAACGUGAUUUAGGAUUGUACAUUGUUUCCUUAUUUGACACUUAUCAUGCAUCGAGACAAUUGGGGUUUUCUAAGUUUUCGUUGCAAUACCUACUCGAUACUUUUGCCAAUUUUAGAACUUCCAAGAAGUACCAGUUGGCUGAUUGGAGAAUAAGGCCGUUGCCUAAGCCAAUGUUGGCAUAUGCUAGAUCAGAUACGCAUUUCUUGUUAUACAUUUUCGAUCAACUUCGUAACAAAUUGAUUGACAGUGAUAAACUCGCUCGGGUGUUGUUUGACUCAAGGCAGGUUGCCAAAAGGAGAUUUGAGUACACCAAAUUUAGACCUUUGUCAAACAAUCUCGGAAGCAAGGUCUCAUGUCCGGUAAUGUCAUCAAAUCCGAAUGAGCCAUGGGGCUCGAUAAUGUACCAAUACAAUGUGCCAUCAUUUAAAAGACCGGUUGUUGAGCAAUUGUACAAAUGGAGAGACUUGAUUGCUAGACAGGAAGACGAGUCAGUGAGAUACAUCAUGCCAAAUCAGUUGUUGGUGUCUUUGGCCACCUUAGAGUCUCCCGUGGAUGCCGGGAAGGUUCUUAAUGUACCUUCGUACGUUUCUGAGCAUGUUCGAUUAAAUGCAAGGGAACUAGCAGAAUUGAUUGACAAAACAUUGAAGGAAAGUGAACAAAAUGACUGGGCCAUAGUUGACAGGUGGAAUAACCAAUCUUCGGUUGAAGUGGAGGAACAGAAAGUAGAUAUUAAGGCUGUCAAUGUAUUUUUAGAAAAGUUGUUAUCAGACUCUGCUGCAUUGUUUACAGAGGGUUCGUUAUUGAAUAGCAAGUCAUCAGUAGUUAUUCCGAGCGUCAGUGUAACGCGGAACAUCACUUAUGAUUUCACUGAUAAAGGGGUCAAGCAGCACAACUUUGACAAAGAGGAGCAAAACCGUUUCGACUACGUGUGGAAAAAGCUAACCGACAUAAGUGACACCGCAUCGAUCACAGACAAAGAGUUGGAAGUGGAGAUUGAAGCAGAGGAGGUUACUAAACCAGUAGAGCUUCUGGAAGCAGGCAAUACUGAAGAUAAGCCUAAAUCCGGACAGCAAAUAUUGUUUAGUAAAAAUGACGACAUUAAUCCUGAUGAGUUGAUAGCGCUUCGAAAAACCAAUAAGAAUGUUAAACGAAAGAAUAGUCAACUCGCACAAGAGGAUGAACCAAGCAUAGACUAUGCCAAUGCAGAUAAAAUUCUCAUUGAUCCUAAAAGGAGUGAGAAGAGAAAGAAGAGAUCUUUUGAUCCCUAUGGGAAAGAUGCAGCCGGACCAAGGCCAGCCAAGAAAAAGAAGGUUAUGGCAGAAGGCAAGACUUCUACGUAUAAGUUGAAACAAAGUAGGUCCAAGAAGUAA